Blepharisma stoltei is the source of this 1839-nucleotide messenger RNA. The record is from the annotation of a GenBank genome assembly. Lineage: Eukaryota; Ciliophora; Heterotrichea; Heterotrichida; Blepharismidae.
AUGGUUGAAGAUCAAAAUUCUUUAUACCCAAUAGCCCUUCUAAUAGAUGAACUAAAAAGUGACGACAUCUCAAGACGUAUAAACUCAGUCAAAAAUCUCCCUAUUAUUGCGAGUGCUCUUGGUUACGAAAGAACGCGAAAUGAAUUGAUCCCUUAUUUAUCUGAGCUUCUUGACGAUGAAGAGCUGGUCCUGUUACCACUUGCUGAAAUUCUCUCAGAAAUGGUGGAAUAUGUAGGUGGGAGAAACUUUGCUCAUAUUCUUUUUGAGCUAUUAGAGCAGCUUUCACAAGUCGAAGAUUCUUCAGUGAGAUCUGCAGCUUUGAAAAGCUUCAAAAUCAUAUUAGGGCAGAUUGAUACUUCUAAACUAGAAGGAUUAAUUAUAGGAGUUAUCAGAAAAAUGAGUGACGCUGAAUGAAUUUCCUCAAAAAGUGGAGCCGCUCAAUUAAUCCCUGCAGCAAUUCGAGGGAUGUCUCCUGAGUCCCAGAACAUUAUGCUUUCAAACUACAGAGAACUUUUAGGAAACCCCAACCCAUCUGUCAGAAAAUCAGCUGCAGAAGGGCUCAAAUUAUUGCCUAUCCUAGUCCACCCUUCCUUUGAAAACAAUUUAAAUGAAUUCUUAGGACUUGUAGCAACCGACAAAGAUGACACUGUCAGAAUACUCGCCGUUGACGACCUACUAUCAUUUUGCUGCAGGGCGACCCCUGCCAAGGUAAAUUCCACCUACAUCCCAGUGCUAAGAAUGCUUCUAGAAGACAAAAGCUGAAGAAUCAGGUAUUUACUCUGUGACAAAAUCGCUGAACUUUGCAAUAUUUUGCCUGCCGAGCACAAAGUGGGGCUUCUCUUGCCUUCCUUCGUGAAAUUUCUCCAAGACAAUGAAGGUGAAGUCAGGACUUCCGCGUGUCAAAGGCUCUGGGAUUUUUCAAAAUUUUUGACUGUAGACGAAAUCUCUAAUAAUAUUUUGCCUGUUUUAGCUCCACUUGCUAUAGACGUCGACUACGUAAAAGCGUCAUUCGCUACAAAUUUGACGAAACUUUCUUCAAUUAUAGGGAAACAAAACACAAAUCAAUAUAUAAUGUCACUCUUUUUAGACCUAUUAAGAGACCCUUCCCCAGAGAUUAGAAUUUGUUUAUUUAAUGAUUUAGAAGGGCUAAGUAAUGUAAUUGGAGCUGAAAGUCUAGCACAAAGCGUAAUGCCAGCGAUACAGGAGCUUAGUGAUGAUAAACAGUGGAGAAUAAGGAAAAAAAUUGCGGAAUGCAUACCAUUAUUGUGUAAGCAGCUAGGGCAGGAAUUUUUUGAGACACAUUUGAGCGGGGUCAUGAAAAAAUUAUAUGGCGAUACUGUGUAUUCAGUGAGGGAAGCUGCGAUUAAGGGGUAUAAAGAGAUUGCAGACUUGUUUAGGACGAGCUGGGUGGAGGAAAAACUGCUUGAUGAAAUUUUAGAAGGACAUAGCAGUGAGAGCCAUAUUAAAAGACUGUCGACCAUUUUUACAUUAUAUAAGAAAUAAUGAAUUUAGCUUAAGCUCAUGAUCAAUUUUUUUAUUUUUAAAUUAAAUUAAGAGGAUACACUAUAUCUACUGAUUUAAUAUAGAAUAAAAGCAAUUAUUGGGAAUAUUUCGCCUGAAAAAAUCAUAUCCACUAUAGUCCCAGUUUUAGUAAGACUAAGCUCAGAUGCCGUUCCGAACAUUAGAUUUAACUUGGCAAAACUAAUAAAAGAGAUUUCCCCAAUACUAAAAGAUGCAGGCACAAGAGAUCAAAUUAAAACUUCAUUGAGGAUGCUGAAUAAGGAUGAAGACAGAGAUGUAAGGUUCUUUACUGACCAAACUUUAAGGACUUUUGGGUAG